AUGGACUCCCACACCACCCAGUCCAACCUCCCCCGCCCCCGCCGCAGCGACAUCUCCAGUCGCCCGGCCUUCCUCAUGUUCCCCUCCGAGGGUUCCGUCUCAGCUUCCGGCCCCGCCGCCGCCACCGCCGCCCCUUCCACCAUGGGCAUGCCCCCGGCCACCACCACCACCACCACCGCCACGGGCCACGGCAUGCCCACCACCGGGGCAGCAACAAGCAUGCCCCUCCUCCCCACCUCCCUCGGCCCGCUCCACCCAAGCCGCUUCCCCCCCUCCGUCCCCUCCCCGCCCCGCACCUACGCCGAGGCCCACGCCCUGGCCUACCGCACCCCCGGUGGCCUGUACAUGGUGCCUCCGGGGUGGCGGUUGGCACUUGUUGAGCAUGUGGUCUUGCCGGGGGCGCAGGGGGGGUUGGGGGCAAGGGGGUGUGAGGUGGUUUUUGCGGGGUUUGGGGGGUGGACGAGGUGGGAUUUGCAGAUUGUGCCUGUGGGGAGUGUUUUGGCUGGGUUUGAGAGGGAUGAUAUGGAUGAGGAAGUCCCGGAGGAUGGGGAGGAAAGGGUGGAAAUUGAAGUUGUUGAUGGGGUUGUUGAUGAGGUGGUGGGUGCUGGGGAGAGAGAGGAGGGAGAGGGGGAAGAGAGAGAGAUGGUGGAUUGGGAGGUGGCGGAGAGAGAAUUGGAAGAUUUUGAAGAUGAUGCCCUGGCCGAGAGGUUGGCCGCUGCUGGGUGGUCGGACGCCACCGGGUGGCCGGAGUCGAUGUUGCUGGGUCAACCCAGUGUCGACGGCUCCGUCUCCGACCCGGCUGCCCCUGAUACACCGACCAUCGCCCGCUCCAUCCUCGGCACCUCGUCGUCGUUCUCCGGGUCGGCCGUCACCUUGGUGGACUGGAGCAACGAAGACAGCGAGUACGAGUAUACGAGCAACUCCGAAUAUGCCGGCGAGUUUGACGACCGCUCGGCCUAUGAGAGCGAAAACGACGACGGCGAGUUUGACGGCAUCGAGUUUGACGGCAGCGAGUUUGACGGCAGCGAGUUUGGCGGCAGCGAGGGCGAUGAGAGCGAGGAGGACGGCAGCGAGGAUGACGACGGCAGCCAGGAGGGGGACAGUGAGGAGGACUCCGACAGCGACGAGGACAGCAGCCGCGACGAGGGCAACGACAACGACACCGACACCGACGACGAGGUCUCCUCCGCAUCGGGGUCCUCGGACGCGUCGGGCUCGUCGGGCUCAUCGUCCUCCCCCGGCCCUCAGCAGCAACAACAGCGACAACAAAGUCAAACGCUGAGUCGGGGCCGGGGAGAGCUGCGGAUCCGGCGGCUCGUCUGUUGGGCAUUUCCUAUAGAACGGGCCAGAGGAUUGUCCUUUUUGAGAUCGUUAGACGAAGCAUAA
Molecule: messenger RNA, 1386 nt
Organism: Dichotomopilus funicola
Lineage: Eukaryota; Fungi; Ascomycota; Sordariomycetes; Sordariales; Chaetomiaceae
Exons: 1
Coding region: 1-1386 (461 amino acids)
Source: RefSeq, a predicted model, not a curated record